Molecule: messenger RNA, 786 nt
Organism: Triticum turgidum subsp. durum (durum wheat)
Lineage: Eukaryota; Viridiplantae; Streptophyta; Magnoliopsida; Poales; Poaceae
Source: the annotation of a GenBank genome assembly
AUGCGGAACAUGGAGGCGGUGUGCCGUGAGUUUUUUGCGCUGCCCGCAGCGGACAAGGCCGCCUUCUACUCGGGGGACAAUAACAUGACCAACCGAUACUUCUCCGGCAGCACCUAUGAGACCGGCGGCAACAAGUACUGGAUGGACUGUCUCCGCCUCGGUUGCAGCAUCCCCGUCGGCGACAGCAAGAACAACUGGCCCCAUAAGCCUCCAAACCUCAGAGAGGUUAUCAAGAAGUAUACCAUGCUGACUAGAGACGUGGGGAUGGAGCUGCUACGGCUACUGUGCGAGGCCAUGGGGCUCCGGCCUGACUAUUUUGAGGGGGACCUCGGCGGCGCCGAUGUGAUCGUCACCCUCAACCACUACCCAGCAUGUCCAGACCCGACCACAAUGAUUGGUCUACCGCCACACUGCGAUAGGAACCUCCUCAGUCUCCUCCUCCCCAGCGCAGUUCCUGGCCUUCAAAUCUCCCACAAUGGCAAAUGGAUGAACGUCGAGCCCCUGCCCAACGCCUUCAUCGUCAACUUUGGCCUUCCGCUCGAGGUCGUGACCAACGGCAUGCUUAAGAGCAUCGAGCACCGGGUGGUGACCAACGCGACACUGCCACGCAUGUCGUUAGGGACAUGCAUCACUCCUACCAAAGACUGCCUCAUCGCUCCCGCGGAGGAGUUCCUUAGCGACGAAAACCCACCGCGGUACCGUGGUGUCACAUACCGCGAGUUCAAUCACAUCCACAGCAUCGCCAAGUUUGGGUUAUCCAGCGUGCGCACCACACGACAAACCUGA